Messenger RNA from Physeter macrocephalus (sperm whale), 1048 nucleotides. Its product is annotated as protein Abitram-like. NCBI's taxonomy places the organism in Eukaryota, Metazoa, Chordata, Mammalia, Artiodactyla, Physeteridae. Gene Ontology annotation, biological process: regulation of actin filament polymerization; dendrite morphogenesis; regulation of filopodium assembly. Gene Ontology annotation, molecular function: actin monomer binding; actin filament binding. Gene Ontology annotation, cellular component: dendrite; lamellipodium; filopodium tip. The transcript has 4 exons. Bases 1 to 291 code for a protein of 96 amino acids. The record is from RefSeq and is a predicted model, not a curated record.
AUGGAAGGGGCACAGAUUCUAACGGAACUUUCACCUCUGUGUAAGAUUUACUGCUCUGAUGGAGAAGAAUACACCAUGUCUAGCUGUGUUAGAGGAGAGUUGAUGGAAGUGAAUGAAAGCCUUCUCCAUAAGCCAUCUAUUCUUCAAGAGAAGCCAUCCACCGAAGGCUACACUGCAGUUGUGUUGCCCACGUUUGAAGAAAGUAAAAGCAUAACAGAAGGGUUACUAAAACAAAAACAGUAUGAAGAAGUCGUGGUGAAACGUAUCAAUGCCACAACAGCUACCUCAUGAGGAUUAAGUUUGAGUAAAAAUAACAGGGCAUUCUUAUCCUUACCUGGCCUAUGAGUCAGUGCACUAAGGAAAAACCAGAGGCACUGAAGAGUCCUUCACUUCACGCUGGGCUAUCCUCAGGGAGGCCUGAUCUUAAAACCUGACCUAGUUUUCCUUCUUUGUCUUGCAUAAGAAGCCUUGAUUGCAUUUUGUCUUCGACCUCCCAGAUCUGCCUGCCCAUGUACUCACUCUGUUCUUCUAUUGCUUUUCUCUUUCUAAAAACUGGCAAGUGAGAGGCUUUUUUCUGAUUAAAAACCAACAAACAAAGCACUUUGAGGAAAAUUUGAAAAGACAGAAAAGUAAAAAUAAUUUACCCAUCAUCCUGUAACCCGUUAGUAAAUACUAGGUUUUGAAGUAAUUCUGUUUGAAUAUUAUGUCAUGGUUAUUGUUUAUGCCUCCAUUUUCCAUCACUUUGAAGUUGAAAAACAACAACUGGCCUUUCUUACCCAGUCUGCUUCAGUGUGACACGACGCAAAUGUCUGGUCCCACCCCUUUUGCCCCAACUGCCCCUCUCAGGUUGCCUAGAAGAGGCUGGGUGUAGAGUGUACCUUCUCUAAGUCUAUGGGUUGUCCUUCAACUCUGAACAAUGUAGCACUGUAACACUGGCUUCUUAAUGAGGGACACGUGAAAAGGCUUUGAAAGGGGCUUUGCUAACAUGGAAGUAUCAAUAUUAUAAUGCGGUAUGAAGUAACAUGUGCAUUUGGGGUCACUCAGUCUC